UCAUCAUCAUAAUAUCUACAUAAUAUUUUUAUGGUACUGCUGUUAAUGGUAAUGUUGUCCUGCUUUAUAAAUUGAUUUUCUUCACAUGUAAAUCGUUUUAGAUGAGUACUUUGAGAGAUCGGACGAAAAUGCUCCGGGAGUGAGCGGAACUACGUAUCCCAUGCUGCACUGCACAUGACCUGUCACGUGAUCCCCGUAGUGAAACAUGGCACCUGUCUAGCACUACAGGAACUGAAUUGCAGUUUGACAGAGAAAUACAAUAUCAUCGCAUCUAACCGCUUAGUUUUCUUAAAUACACGAUGCAGAAAAUCAAGUCUUUAAUGGCCCGUCAGGGCCUGAAAAGUCCUCAAGAGAGUGUGGUCGACAUGAGCCCCGUGGAGAACUUAAGGACCCCCAGCAAGGAAGAGCUGCGGGAACUGAGAGAGCAGCCCACUGAUCCCCAGGCAGAGCAGGAAAUCAUCGACAGCAUCGAGGAAGUGUACUUUUCCAGCGACUCCUUCGACAUGGUGCAAUACGAGCUGGAGAAACUCCCUCCCGAUCUGAACCUCCAGGAACUCGAGGAAUACAGAGAUAAGCUGAAGAGACAACAAGCAGCCGUGUCUAAAAGAGUGGCAGACCUUAUUCUGGAGAAACAGCCUUCGUAUGUUAAGGAGCUUGAGAGAGUGACGUCUCUUCAAACUAAUCUGCAGCUGGCUGCCGUAAUCUGCACAAACGCACGGAGACAGCUUCGUUCUUCUAAAGAGGGCUUUACUGAAGCCAGUCUGGGGCUUUUGGCCAAUCAGAGACGCCGACAGCUGUUGACAGGAUUGCUGAAAUCUUUGAGGACCAUAAAGACUCUACAAAGAACUGAUGUUAGACUCAGCGAGAUGCUGGAGGAGGAGGAUUAUCCAGGAGCCAUCCAGUUGUGUUUAGAAUGCCAGAAAGCCGCCAGCACUUUCAAACACUACAACUGUAUAAGUGAGUUGAAUUCCAAACUGCAAGACACCUUGGAGCAAAUAGAGGAACAGCUAGAUGUGGCUCUGUCCAGAACCUGCAAGCACUUUGAUGUCUCUCACUACACCAAAGUUCAACUGGCGUAUAAGCUUCUGGGCAAAACACAGACUGCCAUGGACCAGCUGCACAUGCACUUCACGCAAGCCAUCCACAACACUGUCUUCCAGGUGGUUCUGGGAUACGUGGAGCUGUGCGCUGGCAAUGCCGACACCAAGUUUCAGAAGAUGCAGUACAGGGAUCUAUGCACGCACAUUACCCCAGACAGCUACAUCCCCUGCCUAACAGACCUCUGCAAGGCAUUGUGGGAGGUGAUGCUCAGUUACCACCUAACCAUUCUGUGGCACGAUGAACACUACAAAGAAGAGGAGGCAGCUCCUGCAGCAGAUGACUCCACCGUGGGCCGCAGUUACGUGAAAAAGAAGCUGGAGCAUGGUUUAACCCGGAUCUGGCAGGACGUCCAAUUGAAAGUGAAAGCCUAUUUGCUGGGAACAGACAUGUCCAACUUCAAGUACGACGACUUCAUUGUGGUGCUGGAUGUUAUCAGCAGGUUAAUGCAGGUGGGAGAGGAGUUCUGCGGAAGCAAGUCGGAGGUAUUACAGGAGUCCAUUAAGAGACAGAGCGUAAACUACUUUAAGAACUACCACAGAACCCGCCUGGAGGAGCUGCGCAUGUUUCUUGAAAACGAAACAUGGGAGCUGUGCCCUGUGAAGUCCAAUUUUAGUAUUGCACAGCUUCACGAGUUUAAGUUCAUGGGUCAGUGUCGUUCUCCCUCAGUGUCUCCCAGCAGACAGUCAGAAUCCAUCGAUCCUGUGGAUCUUUCUCUCUUUGAGCAGUACCUACAGGGCGGAAACCCGUUUGAGAUGCAGAUAGAUAAUAAGGAAGACGAAACAGAGGAUGUCCUGGCUUCCAAUGGGUAUGAGUCAGAUGAGCUGGAGAAGUGCGUGUAUCAGGACUACGACAGUGAUAGCGACGUAGCCGAUGAGCUGAAGCAGGACUACGUCGAUGAACAAACAGGAGACGUGCCUGUAAAGAGCGUGUCCAGAGAGACCCUCCGCAGCCAGAAGAGAUCUGACUACAAUCUCAACAGAGCCAAUGCCCCCAUCCUUACCAACACCACCCUCAACGUGAUUCGUCUUGUCGGUAAAUACAUGCAGAUGAUGAAUAUUCUGAAGCCCAUCGCCUUCGAUGUCAUCCACUGUGUCUCUCAGCUCUUUGAUUAUUACCUUUAUGCCGUCUACACCUUCUUCGGCCGCAAUGACAUGUACGAAUCUUCUGGGCUGGGUCUGAUCAGCAGCAGACUGAGGACUACUCUCAGCAGAAUCCAGGAGAGCCUUAUAGAUAUGGAGGCUGGAGGAGAAACCGCAGGUCCUCAUGCACCUGCUGAGGAAAGGAAGGAGAAGGUCCCCAGUCCUCACCUCAGUCAGCUGGUGGUCCUCACGGCUAGCGAAACGCUCUACGGUUUGGCAGAGAGAGUCGUCGCCACAGAAUCUCUAGUUUUUCUGGCAGAGCAGUUUGAGCUUCUUCAGCCCCAUCUCGACACUAUGAUGCCUUCAGCCAAGAAGCCUUUCCUCCAGCAGUUCUACUCACAGACUGUAUCUACAGCCAGUGAACUCCGAAAGCCCAUUUACUGGAUAGUGGCAGCCAAAGCCAUAGAUUACGAACAGAUGCUUUUGCUGAUGGUGGGAGUGAAAUGGGACAUUAAAGAGAUAAUGUCACAGCACAAUGUCUACGUGGAUGUCCUUUUAAAGGAGUUCGAGAAGUUCAACCAGAAGCUUGAAGAUGUUUCGAAAAUAGUUCGGAUUCCCCUGCCAGUCUCCAAUGUCUUAUGGGAGCACUGCAUCCGUCUGGCCAACAGGACAUUGGUGGAGGGCUACGCCAACGUGAAGAAAUGCAGUAAUGAAGGACGAGCGCUAAUGCAGUUGGACUUCCAGCAGUUUCUGAUGAAGCUGGAGAAGCUCACAGACCUCAGGCCAAUUCCUGAUAAGGAGUUUGUGGAGACCUACAUCAAAGCGUACUACCUAACUGAAAAUGACAUGGAGCAGUUCAUCAAGAACCACAGGGAAUACUCAAUGAAGCAGCUGACCAACCUGGUCAACGUCUGCCUGGGGUCCCACAUCAACAAGAAGGCGAGACAGAAGCUUCUCUCAGCUAUCGAUGACAUUGACCGUCCAAAAAGAUAAAUAUUGCAGAGCUAGUCCAAUCUCUGCAGAAUCAUCAUGGAAAUCCCAUACACACACUCUUCCUGGUAAACACGAUCCAUAGCGUCACACAGCUCAUGUUUUGUUUAUCAACCGUCUGCUGUUUAUAUUUCAUUAGGAGUGUGAGCAGGACAUGAUGUGACUAUACGAGGGCUGUGAAUGGUAGUAAUUGACAGUAUGACCAGUUUCAUUUGAAUGACAACAAUAAUGCCUGACUCAUGAACUGUCAUGCAGUACAGUUACUUCAUAGCCGUUUCUAUAGCGAAAUCCAUAUUUGCUUAUUUUCUAAUGGAAUGUAAAGCAUGAGUAUCACUUUUUAGCAUUAAAAGUGACAUCAUCGCCGCUUGUCUCUGGUAUUUUAAAGAGAAUGCAUGUUUUGACAGGCUGCUGUUGCUUAUAGCUGUGUCACGGAUCCUUCCCUGUUACACAAGCUCCUCAGACAGGGCUUUACCUUGCAACUUAUUUCUUUACCAUUGAUUUUAUAACUUAUGACACUUGCCGGUUGAUCUCAGAGAUACAUUGUAGUAUUGUUGUCGAAACGUUUGUGCAGAAAAGUGUUUACUUGAUUGUCCGUAAUAUUAAUAGUAACACUUGAAAAACAACUCCAUAUACAUUUCUGUGAAAAAGUGAUGCAUUGUGCUAUGAUGGGCUAUUCAUUUCAGUGACUUUAUAUCGCUCGCUGAUAUAUGUUGCUUUGUGUUGUGCCGUUUUCAGAAAUAUGACGAAAUUGUGUAAUAAUAUUCAGCUGUACCUAGAUGAAGGAAUGAUGGAGAAAUAAAUACACUAACAUUCUUAUUUGAAUGAAUGAUGGUGGCUUUGACCUUUUUUGUGCUAUGAUGGUGUUACAACCACCUCUCUUUUUUCCUUUGAUAUUCUUGCUGGAUAUAACGGAGAACUGCAUUUUGAUGUACAAGCAUGCCGAAGCCUCAUAGGUAGCAUGGCAGAACCUCAGCUGUGGAUUUUUUUAAAAAGAAGUUGCCGGUCUGAGUCCCUGAACAUGCUUCUGUCGUUCUAAUCUCGCUGUUAGACGCGAGCGCAGGGCCAGAUGUCCCUCAGGACCCCUCAUAGUGCAGUCAGCAGAAGAAAAAGCGACCUGGUGCCAUUUAUAGAGCUUACUGGACAUUUUUAAACCAGCACUGCUGUUUUUUUAUAGACACAAAUUAAACAUUGGAUCUUGGCGUACCCAUUCACUUCUACUGUAUAGACGCAAAACAAAUGCAAGUCAAUGGAGACCGCUGUUGUUCAGUUAUCAUCAUUCUUCAAAAUAUCAUCUUGUGUGUUCUGCAGAAGG
Molecule: messenger RNA, 4482 nt
Organism: Triplophysa dalaica
Lineage: Eukaryota; Metazoa; Chordata; Actinopteri; Cypriniformes; Nemacheilidae
Gene: vps50
Product: VPS50 EARP/GARPII complex subunit
Exons: 28
Coding region: 300-3173 (957 amino acids)
Biological process (GO): endocytic recycling; retrograde transport, endosome to Golgi
Cellular component (GO): EARP complex
Molecular function (GO): SNARE binding
Source: RefSeq, a predicted model, not a curated record